Conger conger (European conger) is the source of this 8230-nucleotide messenger RNA. RefSeq names its product remodeling and spacing factor 1a (gene rsf1a). Gene Ontology annotation, cellular component: RSF complex. Lineage: Eukaryota; Metazoa; Chordata; Actinopteri; Anguilliformes; Congridae. Gene Ontology annotation, biological process: regulation of DNA-templated transcription. The record is from RefSeq and is a predicted model, not a curated record. Bases 732 to 5192 code for a protein of 1486 amino acids. The transcript has 16 exons.
CGCCACACCCCCCACAUACAAGAACUGCAGCAAGAGCUAUAUAUUAUGAAGGUACAUACUACCUAGCUAGCUAGAUAAUUACUGGCACUAUAUACAGGGCGUUAAUAAAAUUGAAGGACGUUGUUUCAAGCGUUUAGAAAAUAGCUGACGUUAACGUUAGCUACAACUAUCAAACCUUGUAUAUAGUCGCUAGCUAACAUGCUGCGUAGCCAGGCUAGCUAGUUUUCGACAUAACCUAAUCAAGCAGUAGCUAGCAUGAGCGUUAACGUCCUACACGUAAUUUAUCUUAAGUAGUUGGCUAUUAUGAUGUUAAUACUCCCUGUUGCUAACUAUGUUACCCUUGAUGCUAACGUUAUCAUUGAGGGAGAGUAAUGUUAACGUCAUAGGUUAACGCUAACUAGGAAGCCACAGCGGUUGACAGAUGCAGCUCAGUCCGUCUGGUAAAAUGUACAAGCAAAGAAAACAGAGUGUAGUCAGUCUUUGAUGUACGGUACUUAAAGCUAUUAUUAAAUUGGUUAUCUAGCUAUAAAAAGAAGUGCCCUAUCUAGCAAUAUCACUGCAUACUCGUUUGUUUACAUUAGUGAAUCAACUUUACCGCAAAGACCUCUGGGCCACUGGCGGCUUGGCCUUUCGAGUCCCCUACACGUUAAUGAGGCUAUACUGGCGCUGUGAAUUCUGGGCAGUCCUCGGUCCUCCGAGCUCAGUCUCCUCCUGCUCCCCCGUUGGAAAAAAUGGCUGCUCCGGCGGCAGCGGCGGGUCCUUCCCCCGGUUUGUGCCCAAGCUACGCCGUUGUCUGUUCUUUUCUGGAGCGGUAUGGAGCCGCACUGGACCUGCCGGAGCUGUCGUUUACGCAAAUUGAGAGAUAUCUACAGGAGACUUCCGUAGUCCCUAAGCCCUUGGUGGAACUUCAUGUGAAGUUAAUGAGGAAAAUUGGGAAGUCUGUGUCUGCAGAAAGAUGGGAGAAGUAUCUCAUCAAGGUGUGUCAGGAGUUCAACAGCACUUGGGCCUGGGAGCUUGAGAAGAAGGGAUACAGAGAGAUGACAGUAGAGUGCAAGACGGGAAUCCUCAAAUACUUGUGUGAGUGCCAGUUUGAUGACAACAUCAAGUUCAAGACAGCAAUAAAUGAGGAGGAUCCCGAUAAGAUGCGUCUGCAGCCUAUUGGCCGGGACAAGGAUGGCCUCAUGUACUGGUUCCAGUUGGACCAGGAUCACAAUGUACGGGUCUACGUGGAGGAACAGGAUGACCAGGACGGAUCAUCCUGGAAGUGCAUCGUCAGAACAAGAAAUGACCUCGCAGAAACAGUGGAGCUGCUUAAGACCCAGAUCGACCCAGCUCUCUUGACCAACAAGGAAGAAAAGGAGGAAUCUGGCAGUACAAGUCCAAACCCAGAGGAUGGAGGAAAACGAGAAACUGAGGAUCUGAAAAAAACUCUUGAAAGCUCAGAGGAUGAAGAUAAAAAGCCUGAAGAGCGUGGCAAUCGUUCCAUCUCCCCUGUGGUAGGAAGAGAACAGAAGGCCUCUGGAAAGGAAGCUAAAUCAGAUUUAACGCAGGAGGUCAAGCAGGAGCCCACAGAUAAGGGGAAAGUGCAGACAACCUGCAGGGUGGAGAAGCCAGAGGUAAAACCCGUCAUUGACAACAGGGUCAGUACCAUCACUGCUAUCGUCAAGGAGGAGCCCAAAGACUCAACCUUGAAUUCAACUGCAUUGGAAGCCCCGGUGAAGAUGGACAUCCAUGAGGAAAUAAAGGAGAAGACCUCAGAGGAAGUUGAGAGGGCUUUGAAGAAUGACCAGCAGGCUAAAAUCCCCCUGAAAAAGAGGGAACUCAAACUGAGUGAGGACUUUGACAAUGGGGGCAGUAUCAUUGUUCGCAACCCUUCCAUCACUCCCACCAAAGAGCUGCUGAAGGAGGAGGUGGGUAAGGUAGAUGAGGAGAGCAAAGGACUGCCUUGCUCCACCUUUGGGGGCUUGGAAAAGGAGCCAAAGGGUGAUCUAAUAAAUGGGGAGGUCCAGCCUGCGAAAGAAAUACUCUUGGACACCAGAUUGGAGAGGGCCAAUAGCAAGCAGGCUAAUAAAGAAGAGUCACAAGUCGGCAUGGAAGAGAACGGUCCAGCAACAUGCAGUGUGAUAGUUGAAACCAGCAGAGGGGAGAAAGCGAUGCCUGCUGAGCCAGAGAAAUUUAGUGGUACAGAAAAAUGUAAGCAGCCCAUUGAAGAGAAAACCAUCCCCACAGAGCAAAGGGACACUUGGUCUGCAGGUGAUGCUACUGUUGCCUCAGAAAACAAGAUGAGAGUAGCUUCUAAGGAGGCAGAUAAGUCCUCUAAUGUGUCCAUCCAGCAGGAAGGAAGGCAAGAAGAGUCCAUGAAGGUUUCAACAGCAUCCCUGAAUGUAUUAGAGUCCAAAGAGAAGGCCAAUAAAGACGGGAUCUCUGACAAAGCAGAAGAGAAAGCUGUAGAUAAGUCCAAGAAAGAGUCCAAUAGUGCAGAUUCCAGUCAUCCUGAAAAAGCUCAACCUAAAGAGUCUACUAACAGGAAGAUUGAGGUAGAUGCCUCACUUCCUGAGAAAGUCAAGGUUCAGAAGAUCACGGAAAACCAAGAGAAUGAAACCUUAGGGCAGGAAUCCACCCUUGCAGAGGAGAGGAAAGAGGAUAGUGGAAAUACUGAAAUUGUAGAUGAAGUGGCAGAGAAGGAGGCCAAGAAAGAGAAAAGGGGGCUUGAGAAGAAGAAUAAGAAAAGCAAAGCCAAAAAUGAGGCAAAAGAGGAUGACCAGGACAAAAUGGCCACAGGUAAAGACGAGAAUAGUGGAGAGCAGGAUGCUGACAAGUCCAGCCACCAAGAGGAAGCUGCAGUAGCCGAGGAGGGUGAAGAGGUGUCCUCAGAAAUUCAAACAGAGGGCAUCCGUCUGAAGAUCAAAAUCCCCUCCCACAAGAGGAAAACGAUGCUCCAGGUGGAGGAGAAGAGGCCUGACACAGGGGCUGAUGUUGCCGAUGGGAGGUCCCUGAGAAGGUCACCCAGGAUAUGCCGGCCCACUCCCAAGUUGGCAGAAAUCCAGGAUAUGAAACUGGAGAAGAAGCAGUUGGCGUCAGUGCUUGAAGAUGAUGAGGAGGAUAAUGAAGAAGAGGAAGAACAGUCUCCAAAGAAACCACGGGAAAAUUCAAGAAAGGUUGACCCAGAUGGCCAGACCAAAUCAAAGGGAAGACGGCGACGUCGAGGCCGGUGGUCGAACCCUCGCAGGUGGCCUAAAACGAAGGGCUCCAGUGAUGAUGAAGAUGAGAGUGAGGAUGAUGACAGUGAUGAAGAUUACAAGGUGGAGAAGUCCAAGGACAGGCAGGGGUCUGACUCAGAGUCAGUCUCAGAUGCCACUCCUAAUGAUGACCCCUGCAAACACUGUGGCCUCCCAAACCAUCCUGAACUGAUCCUGCUGUGUGAUUCCUGUGACAGCGGGUAUCACACGGCCUGUCUGAGGCCCCCUCUCAUGGUCAUCCCGGAUGGGGAGUGGUUCUGCCCGCCCUGCCAGCACAAACUUCUGUGUGAGAAGCUGGAGGAGCAGCUGCAGAACCUGGAUGUGGUUCUGAAGAAGAGGGAGCGUGCGGAACGAAGGCGGGAACGCUUGGUGUAUGUGGGGAUCAGUGUGGAAAACAUCAUACCAGCUCCCGUAAGUACCGAGGACUUGGAAUCUAAUGGCGGUAACUUGGUUAGUCCCCGCAGUGCUCAGGAGGCACAACUGGAAGAGGAAAAGCAGGAAAAGAAGAAGGAUAUCAAAAAAAGCAAAAAUCUGGGUAGAAGGUCCACAAGAGCAAGGAAAUGUAUCAGUUACAGGUUUGAUGAGUUUGACGAAGCUAUUGAUGAAGCAAUCGAGGAGGACAUUAAAGAAGCAGAGGGAGGAGGCGCAGGUCGAGGUAAAGACAUGGCCAACAUCACGGCACACAGAGGGAAGGACAUCUCCACCAUCCUGCAGGACGAGGGCAAGGAGAACCGCCGCCCCGCCAAGGCCGCGCCCGCCCCACGGAGGAAGAAGCGCCGGCGGCUCAACGACCUGGACAGCGACAGCACCGUGGAGGAGGAGGAGAGCGAGGACGAGUUCCGCCUCAGCAGCAGCACGGAGGAGGAGGAGUUUGUGGCUUCAGCUGAAGGGGAAAGCGAUGCCGACGCCCGGUCCGUGGACGACAGCGACUUCGGCAGGUCGGGCCCUGGUCCACGCCAUCGCUCCUCCCGGGCCAGGAACCGGGCCAGGAACAGGCAGAAGAAGAGUGUGAGAAGACCACCACGCCGAAGAAGAGGGUACUCAGAUGAUGAAGAAGAGGAGGAGACAGAGGAAGAAGAUGAAGAAGAGGAGAUGGUGUCCGAGCGCUCGAGUGAGUUCAGCGACAGCGACCUGGACAUGCGGCGGAGACGUUCCCGCCGGAGCCAGAAGAAGCAGGUGAACUACUGCGAGACCUCGGACAGCGAGCGCUCCCACGCCGCCCGCCGCCACAAGCAGCGGCCCCACCGACGGCGCCUCUCCAGCUCCGACAGCGACGGGAGCGUCCGUUCGAAAGACUCGAGUGGUGAGGAAGAGGAGGAGGAGGAGGAAGGCAGGAAUAGGAGGAAGAGGGUGAAGAGAGGCGAUUCCUCCGAGGAGGACACCAGGACAUGGCGCAAGCGGCUGGCUCUGAAGCGGCGGAGACCCUCUGCGGAAGAUGACGACGAAGACGAGGAGGACGACGAGUCUGAGGAAGAGGAGCGGCCCGUCCGCAAGAGGUUGAACCGCAUUGAGACAGACGAGGACGAUGAUGAGGAGGAGGAGGAGGAGGAGGAGGAGGAAGAGGAGGAGGAGGAGGAGGAGGAGGAGGAAGAGAAGAAGAGAAAAAGGCCGGAGGCAGAGGAGGAGGGCGAGAGCCCAAAGAGACCCCGCAGGAUUGCCAGCGACGAUGAAGAGAAGGUUGGGAAGGAGCAGAGCUCACUGGACUACAGCAUGGGGGGGCUGCCUCCCACCAAUGGACAGAGUGCAGCCAAGGGCCCCGGGCCCUUCGUCCCCAAGCUCGGCGCGGCCGUGGCACCCAAGGACAGCGGAGCGUCACCUGCCCCGGGGGCCCCCGCCACCCUGGCUCCCAACGGCAUGGCCCCCCAGGACACUGCCACGCAGGACGAGGAUGAGGACGAUCUCUUAGGGGUGACAGACCUGGUGGACUACGUUUGUAACAGCGAACAGUUGUAGGGCAUUGCAGUUCUGUGAUCAUUUAAUGCGUUUUUGCCAACAACCCCACCCCUACUGCUCUGACCCAUUCCCCCAUCUCCUCCUGGAAGUGAACUGGACUUAACAGUGAAGGGUCUUACGAGCUGCAGCGACUACUGGAGGGCCUGCAUUGCUUGUGUGCAGUGUUGACAUCCUCUCCUCCUCUGUACACCCGUAGACACUGACACACCACAGAUGAAGAGCAGGAGUGUCCUUCUACAGACACAGAAACCUCUCUUCUUUGUACAACAGCACUUGAGAGACCCAUUUUAGGUCACUUUUCUUUUUUUAAUAAGAAAACAUAGGCACCCUAUGUUGUAUGUCCUCUGCUUGUUUGUCGGUCCUUGUACGUAAUAGAAAGGUUGUUGUGUUAUUUUUGUUCCACUACUGUAAGAUUUGUAUAUUUUAUAUGAAAAGAAACUCCUCACCUCUGUGAUGAAAUGGGAGACCUUUAUCGGGGACAGGUAAAAAUGCAUUCCUUUCUCAGCUAGACAUGUAAAGUUUCCCGGGAUCAGUUUCAGAGGACAAAACACGCGUUUUCUCAGUGAGAAACGAUGCUUUUCAUGUGCUCUCUUCCUCAUUUGCUGAAUUGAUGUCAAAUCCAAAAGUAAAUUUUUCACAUCAGGCCUAUCUCAACACCGUUAACUUAAGACACUUUCACGCCUAGCUCAACCGUGAAACUAAAGUUUUGACUAUAUAAUCUGUGUAUUGUGUAUGAUCGGAUGUCCACUACUACGUACACUACCUGUCUGUUCUAACAAGGUGUUUGUCUGUUCAAACAAUAUUGAUUUUUGGAAUUUCUGUCAUUAAAGGCCAGGCAAAGACAGUCUUCAGUCAGUUUUCGCUAUCUGAAAAGUUCCCUUUAGUUAUUCCCUGGGCAAAUUUAUCUCACCGAUAUAAUUACGGUUUGCUUAUUAGGGUAUCUUGACUUGCCAAGUUUUUAGCUCCAUUUAAUUAGCAGACAGUUCCAUGUGGAUUUGCUAGUAUUUUAGCUGACACGUGUCACCUUUUACUACUUGAGAGAGAAAAAACUGUCCGUGUGUGUGUUUGUGAAUUUAAGGACUGUCAGCAGAUUAAGAUGAAAAGUUUAUCUUUUUAAAAUUUCAAAUUGUUCUGAUAUGCCAGUCAACCUCCUUGCAAAGUAUUUACUUUAAUCUAAAUGGUAAUACUCAUGGACACAUCAGGAUUUAGUGCAGACUGUUUUUUUAAUGGCUUUAAAUAAAUUUGCCCAUGAUUUUCUUGCCCCUUCGCUCUCUGCUCUGAUGUAUGCAUCGUCUUAUUUAACAUCUUUUUUCUGUUUUCUUUUCAAUCAUUCUGCAGUGAAACAUGGUGAAAAAGCAUAUUAUUGAACUUUGUCUUCUUCAACUCCAAUUGUUUGAGUAAGAACCACCACAGUUUCUAUGUGUGUUAUAUUGGAGCUUACAGUAUACCAUUACUGUAUCUACUUGCUGCUGGUACAAGAGUGUAGUUUGUUUUGAUUAAUAGUUGAAGGACCAGGAUAAAUUUGUUUCAUGCCAUAAUAGUUCUUUGUAAGCAUAAAUCCGGAUUUUACCAGGUAAUUUACAGUUUGCUUUUAAAAUGUGUUAAUUACAAGGACCAACGUGCCCCAAAAAUGGCUGGCUGAAGAUAAUUGGGUCAAGGGAUGAUGCAGGACAAGCAUUGUACGUAGCUUUUGGGAUUUGUUAUCUUGGAUGCUUUGAUGGUAACUUUUGCCUUUGGUGAAACACAUUUCAAAAUUGCUUUGUGUUGUGUUUUUCUCAGUUUCUCAUGUUAAUUGUACAGUGUUUUUUGGAAUGUUCUUGUAAACACUACUCUAUCCUCGUGUUCCUUCAGUCAUGGUUCUUCUGAACCCUGUGGGAGAGAUGGAGUCUAAAUGAAAGCCUUGGUUGUUAUAUAAAGAUCUUCUUUGUCGCCUGCAAAUUUUCGGGAAGUAAUGGUCUGUUGGUGAGUUUAGGUCUUAGCUUGAGGGAGAUUCCUGAUGCACCACCUCAAUUGGUUCAAAUGUACAGUCUCAAAAUUAAACCCUUUAAUUUGACAAAGCAAAAUAAAAAAAUGAAAAUAAAACGUAUCUCUACAUUAUGUGUAUAUUUGUAGUUUAUGCUGUAACAUAUUAGCAACCUUUUUUAAAAAUGGAAAAAAAUAUAUAAGCAUUUCUUUACAAUGGCAACUGUUUAUAAUUUUGUAGUAAGUUGUGAUAUUGGCACAACUUUUGUAAUGUUAAACAAUGUCUUGGCAUGUUGCUCAACAUCUUUCUGCAAGCAGUAAAUGUAUUUUUGCUUGAAUUUGCAAGGUUAAAAACCUAUAACCUCUACCCAUCUUGUAUUUAACAGUGUCUUUCAUCCCUUGUUAUUGCACUGUAGAUAGGAAAAGUAAGUUACAAAAUUACACAGCAUGUAUUGAUAGAGCAAAUCAUAAUACAUGCAAAGACACUUGGAGAGCGGGUGAUAUGAAGUAGGAGUGACUAAAUGUCAACGUGGCUGCUUUUAUACAAAUAGUCUUGUAAUAUAAUGUUAUAUUAUUAGCAUAUACAUUUGGAGUGAAUACAAUUAUGGUUUUUCUUGGGGAAAAUUACAAAUAUUGCUCAUCCCACUUAUAGUGUGUGUGUGUGUGCGUGUGCAUGUGUGUGUACACAUGCACACGCACACACACUAUUCUAUAAUCCAUGCUAAUUAGAUUUUGCAGGUAAUAUGCAAACUACUGCUUUACCACUCUACAUACUUUUGGCCUGAAAUGUUUCUUUAUUUCAUUCUGUGCUUUGUGAAUUUUAAACAACAUGGUGUGUUGUUUAAAUCCAAGUAUAUUUGUAAAAAAUAAAAAGGAAAAAAAAGAAAACAUGAAAGAAAAAGGUCAGUGCCAAUGUUUUUGUGUGUGUAGUGCUGUCUGAGGUGUAAAACACAGGCCUACAAAGCCUAUAGUCUGUGUUCCCCUUUCAAAGCCUUUUAUUAUUAAACCUGCUGUCAUUUCUUUCUUAUGGAUACAAAACUUGUACAUUUGUCAUAAUAAAAAAGGCUUUAAAACCC